Pseudomyrmex gracilis is the source of this 5125-nucleotide messenger RNA. It is a transcript of the gene Ranbp16, whose product is annotated as exportin-7. Gene Ontology annotation, biological process: protein export from nucleus. The coding region runs from base 265 to 3567 and encodes 1100 amino acids. Gene Ontology annotation, molecular function: small GTPase binding; nuclear export signal receptor activity. Gene Ontology annotation, cellular component: nuclear pore; cytoplasm. The transcript has 15 exons. NCBI's taxonomy places the organism in Eukaryota, Metazoa, Arthropoda, Insecta, Hymenoptera, Formicidae. The record is from RefSeq and is a predicted model, not a curated record.
GAUAGCGAAUAGCAUUCGAAACACGCAACCAGAGACAAUUGGUCGCGUUGCGCGGUUCCGAAAAUUGUCGACGCUAUACGCGCAAAACACGGGACGGAACGGGACGGGAAAUUCGGGGCAGAGCAGCAUGUGAUACUGGCUUCAUCUCGUAUGUACGUAACGUAUUAUAUAGAUACAAUACGAGGCUGCGAAAAUGGCGGACGAACAGACUUGUCGUACCUAAAUGGAACUACUAAGGAACAACUUUAAACAGUGUCAUUAAGAAUGGAUCAUAUACAGGAAGUACGGCAGCUGGAAUUGCUAUGCAAGCAAUUGUAUGAGUCGCAAGAUUCAGCGCAUCGUGCGGAAGCGGAAAAGGCUCUUGUCGCCUUUCAAAAUGCACCGGAUACGCUUACGAAGUGCCAGCUCCUACUGGACCGUGGGGAUUCCGCUUAUGCUCAAUUAUUGGCCGCCACCACUUUGACGAAAUUGGUAUCACGCUCGGCACAGGGACAACUCACAACAACACUCAGUUUGCAACAGAGGCUUGAUAUACGAAAUUAUGUACUCAACUACUUAGCAACACAACCAAAGUUACCAAAUUUUGUGAUACAGGCUUUGGUUACACUUUUUGCUAGGAUAUCAAAGCUUGGGUGGUUUGAUGCUGAUAAAGAGGAAUAUGUUUUCAGAAAUGUAGUCACUGAUGUAGCAAAGUUUCUUCAGGGAUCAGUGGAGCAUUGCAUGAUUGGAGUGCAGCUGUUAUCUCAGUUGACAUGUGAAAUGAAUCAAAUAUCCGAAGCCGAUGCAAAUAGAUCUCUGACAAAACAUAGAAGAAUAGCAAGUAGUUUUAGAGACACACAACUAUUUGAAAUAUUUAGGUUAUCGUGUACUUUACUGAGUACGGCCCGUGAAAACUGCAAAAGUUUGAACUUUAAUGAUGAAGCGCAGCAUGGUUUAAUAAGACAACUAUUGAAGCUUGCACAAAACUGUCUAACAUUUGACUUUAUUGGAACGUCAACCGACGAAAGCUCGGACGAUCUUAACACAGUACAAAUACCAACAAGUUGGAGACCUGCUUUUUUGGACUUUACUUCCUUGAAAUUGUUCUUCGAUCUGUAUCACAGUCUGCCGAAUACGUUAUCAUGUUUAGCACUUUCGUGUUUGGUUCAAAUUGCAUCAGUACGGCGAAGUUUGUUUUCUAAUACCGAACGAGCGAAAUUCCUAACGCAUUUAGUCAACGGUAUUAAGCAUAUACUUCAAAAUCCUCAAGGUCUGAGUGAUCCGGGAAAUUACCACGAGUUUUGUAGACUACUGUCUCGAUUGAAAAGCAAUUUUCAACUCGGCGAGUUGGUCCUGGUAGAGGAUUAUCCAGAAGCAAUACAACUGAUUGCGAAAUUUACUGUACAAAGUUUGCAGAUGUGGCAAUUCGCGCCAAAUAGCUUGCACUACCUUUUGACUCUUUGGCAGAGGAUGGUCUCUUCAAUGCCUUAUGUCAAAGCGGGUGAUCCACAUUUAUUGAACACUUAUACACCGGAAGUUACGAACGCAUAUAUCACAUCGAGGCUUGAAUCGGUAGCAGUGGUGGUCAGAGAACGCCUAGAAGAUCCGUUGGAUGAUCUGGGAGUAGUUCAUCAUCAAUUAGAACAAAUUUCGGUUAUCGGUAGAUGCGAGUAUCAGAAAACCUGCGCUCUGUUGGUCCAAUUGUUCGAUCAAGCUGCAAGGACGUACCAAGAAUUAAUGGCGCAAACGGUAUCGCCGUCUCAACAAAUCGAUAUUGCGAUCCAGGAAGGUCAACUUACGUGGCUGGUGUAUAUUAUAGGUGGUGUUAUUGGCGGAAGAGUUGCGUUUAAUAGUAAUGAAGAAUUCGAUGCUAUGGACGGAGAAUUAGUUUGCAGAGUUUUACAACUGAUGAAUUUGACAGAUUCGAGACUCGCGCAAGGUGGCUGUGAAAAACUUGAAUUAGCAAUGUUGAGUUUUUUCGAACAAUUCCGUAAGAUAUACGUGGGAGAUCAAGUUCAAAAGAAUUCAAAAGUAUACAGGAGAUUAUCAGAUGUAUUGGGUCUUAACGAUGAAGCUAUGGUACUCAGCAUUUUUAUUCGAAAAAUAAUAACAAACUUGAAAUAUUGGGGUAGGAGCGAACAAAUCAUUUCCAAGACUUUACAACUUCUGAAUGAUUUAUCCGUGGGUUAUAGCUGUGUUCGUAAACUUGUCAAAUUAGAAGAAGUACAAUUUAUGCUCAACAAUCAUACGCGAGAACACUUUCCAUUUUUGGGUAAUAACGUUGCUGUGACAGAAAUGCGUUGCAGAUCGAUGUUUUACACAUCUCUUGGUAGAUUACUGAUGGUAGAUUUAGGCGAAGACGAAGAUAGAUUCCAUACUUUUAUGUUACCUCUGACAGGUGCACUGGAAAGCCUUGGUCAAUUAAUGGGUGCAGCGGAUACUCCUUUAUUUGCGGCCGAAGAAGCAAAGAAAGCGUUAAUUGGCUUAGCGCGAGAUCUUCGAGGGUUAGCUUACGCAUUCAAUACCAAAACAUCCUAUAUGAUGCUUUUCGAUUGGAUAUAUCCAAAUUACACACCGAUUUUGUUACACGCUGUUGAACUAUGGCAUCACGAACCACAAGUGACAACGCCCGUCCUGAAGCUGUUUGCUGAGUUAGUACAAAACAGGAGUCAACGAUUGCAAUUCGACGCGUCGUCUCCUAAUGGGAUCCUAUUGUUUCGCGAGGCCAGCAAAAUAAUUUGCAGCUACGGCAAUCACAUAUUGAAUGUUGAAGUACCCAAGGAUCAGAUUUAUCCUUUGAAACUCAAGGGAAUAAGCAUAUGCUUUAGUAUGUUAAAAGCAGCUUUAUGCGGAAGUUACGUGAAUUUUGGAGUAUUUAGGCUAUAUGGUGACGAGGCAUUAGACAAUGCUCUCAAUACGUUUGUCAAAUUGCUCCUUAGUAUUCCACAAAGUGAUCUUCUGCAUUACCCGAAGCUGUCCGCAACUUAUUACUUAUUGCUUGAAUGCCUGGCGCAAGACCACAUGGUCUUUUUAUCCACCUUGGAGCCCAGAGUCUUUCUCUACAUUCUCUCCAGUAUAAGCGAAGGCCUUACAGCACUAGAUACUAUGGUGUGUACUGGUUGUUGCGCAACACUUGAUCACAUUGUGACGUACUUGUUUAAACAACUUUAUCAAAAAGGAUAUCCAGGAAGAAAGAAUGCGGUUGUUCCUGGAGGAGGAGAAUUAUUUUUACAAGUUUUGAAGCAGCAUCCUGAAAUACUUCAACAAAUAUUGAGUACCGUUUUAAAUGUGAUAAUGUUUGAGGACUGUAGGAAUCAAUGGAGCAUGUCUCGUCCUUUAUUAGGUCUUAUAUUGUUGAAUGAAGAAUAUUUUAAUCAAUUAAGGGAAAAUAUUAUUAGAAGUCAACCAGUUGACAAGCAAGGAGCGAUGGCACAAUGGUUCGAAAAUCUAAUGAACGGGAUUGAGAGAAAUUUACUUACAAAAAAUAGAGAUAGGUUCACACAAAAUUUGUCGAUGUUUAGAAGAGACAUAAAUGACGCCCUAAAAGGACCUGUAUCAAAUUCAGUCAAUGAUAUGAUGACUACGUAGUGAUACUGCUCUCUCUAAAUUAGACUCUUCUAGGUUCUUGCCUGCCAAAUGCUUGAAUGUGUGUGCGAGUGAUGAAACUCUAUAAAAAUUAACAGUGAAAUUGAAAUUAUGGCUUUAGACGAGUAUAAAGAUAAUAAAUUAAAUAUCGUUUUAUAUGAAGUAUCAUCGUUUGGCUUCCUAUUCUUCUCAAAUAUCAGCUGCUCUUUUGGCUGUUUAGUUAGGUCUGUCAAGAAAGAAUUAAAGCGCUGUUGCACACAUUAGUUCUCGUAAAAUGAAAAUAUUUGUAUAUUAUUUUUUAAACAGGUUACAUAAAGAUUGUUUUUUUUUUUUUUUAUCCUUAUUCCAAACAUAAUUGACAUAAUAGGCAGAUCUCUUUUUAUUACCUUUAUACUCUUGAAUUUUCUUAGCUCUGUACAAUGAGAUUUUAACAUUUUUACGCAUAUAUAUAUAUAUAUAGUAAGAAUCCAAAAGAAAUCUGGCGCUUAUUAAACGCAUACAACGAAUAUACAUUCAAGUUUCUCAGAACAAAGUGUCUAUAUUUUUUUAUUAGCAACGUUCAGUAGAAGUCGGCACUUAGUAAACGCUUAGUGAUUAUUAUUUAUUAUGAUAAAAGUAUUUGGAAGUACUCUUUAAAUCUAUUGAACAAUAGAAAAACCAUUAUUUAGGGUCUGUGUUCGCAAUACUAGAAAUCGAUCUGAGAUCUCGAACGGGGAGAGAAUUUAACCAAUCAACGUCAAUCAAUUGAAUUGUUCGAUAGACAUUGGUCAGUCAUCAGACCUCACGCUUCCAACUGAGAAAAAACUAGAUGAUUUGUAUAAUCACAAAGAGAGUUCUUACUUUGAAAGACGUUCCACCACCGACUCAAUUUGAUUAUCCUAAACGAAUCUUAUUGUGUGUCCUAAAAGUAUGUUAAAAAUUCACACAUAAUGAACACUAAGUAUUUUAUUAAGAGCUGAACGCAGCUAUUGAUACAAUAUAUUCAAAUUUUUUUUUAUAAUUACAGAAAUUUAUACGAAUUGCUAGAAAUUCAAGAAUUGAUCAUUUUUUUAUUUUUGAGUUGUGUAUCGGUGUGUAUGUAUAUUUAUAUGUACAUAUUACAUGCAUAUAUGAAUAUAUGUUUAUAUGUACAUAUAUUUAUAUGUAUAUAUUUACAAUUAUUCCUUAUGUAAAUCGUUGCUUUGUAUUCAAAAUGAUGUAAGCACAUUAUUUUAUAUUUAUUGUAUUGUAUUCAUUUGUAGGCACAAAAACAUUUGUGCAAAUAUAUACAAAUUACUUUCAGAUUUUAGAGAAUUUUAUACACGGCAUAAUGCAGAGGCAAUAAAUUGUUCCGCGAGAAUAGAUUUCUUAGAUGUGUUGUUUUAGAAACAGAGUGGUUUAAAAACAACACAUCAGAAAUCUUUUCUCUUCGCGGAAAGAUAUGUAUUGUCGGCUUCGACACAUAUGUACCAUAACAAUUUCAAUUUAAUCUCUUCUAUCGUACUAUUUUACCAAUGGAGAAUAAAUAAAUAAAAUUUAUAUAAAUAAUUUACAUAUAUAUAUAUACACAUAUAUAUAUAUA